AUGGUGACCUGCAUCGUUUGCGGACUCGGCUUUGAGCCUCGCCAUCCAUGGAUGCAACGACGGCGUCUUUUGUACGCAACGCGUGAUGACUCUCCUCGUAUCUCAGCUACCCACCGCUUGGACCGGAACCACAAAGUUCGAUCUUCAACGGCUGGAAAGUUUCUCCGCUGUGAGAUAUUCCCAGGCGCUCUGGACGACAAGCACUUCCGCGACCACCCUUUGGAGGUUGACGAAGAGCCCUUUUACAGAGCCUGCUUAUCGUUCCCAUAUGGGCAAAUUACAGGAUACAGACCCCGCCGGUUCCUUGACUUUGGCCACGCCUACGGUGGUGAGAUUGUCCCCAGGCCGCCAAGCAUCACUUCUCAUUGCAAAGUGACGGGUGAGGCGCAUGCAGCUUUCCCAGAAAAUUAUUCGAACGUGGAAGAGCCGACAAUAUUUGAUAUCCUCAAAAUUGCGUCAUCAACAACCGAUCGUCAAGAGACUUUGGCGCUACCCGGAGUCGGGAGGGAUGUGUUCGCAACUCUACCACCUGAGCUCCUUCUCAUGAUCUUGGGCUUCCUCGACUGGGAUGAUGUGGUCGCAUUCAGGCAGGCAUCGCGCGUCGCUAUCUUUGCUCCCCUGGGCGAUGAGUUCUUCAGAGCCCGCUUCUACGACGGCGGAGAGUUUGAGUAUGUUCACGAAGCACGCCAGCACUUCUCGGACGAGCCUCUCAGAACGAAAUGGAGAAGGGUGUUUCUAUUCUGCCACAAGACUAGGAAUAGGAAAACCCAGAAGUUUCAACAGAAGAAGCGCAUCUUUGAGGUCCUGCAGAACACCAACAAACUCAUCGACAAGGCCAUGUCUGGAGAUUGUCAAGGCACUCCCCUGUGGUCACAUAUCAAGCCUUCUGAACCAACAAUCGAGAUCGUCAAUAAAUUUUUCCAGCAACAGACAGUUACACGGGUGUUGGAACAGUCCUCUUUUCGCGAUCAUUUCUGCUGUGGCUCCCGCGAUAUCUUCGGCCGGAAGGUCAUUAUACCCGGCGAUGGCGUUCGAGUUCAUGUGUGGACGGUCGAGUUGAACGGCUGCAUCUAUGUUUCGGGCCUCGGAUUGGAGAGCCAAAGCGGCGUUGAAAACCUUGGGUACUGUUCUGGCGAACCCGAUUUCGCACUGGCAUUCCCAACCGAUGACGUGCCUAGUGAUGGUCCAGGCUGUUUGCCUAUCGUGGGUCUCGGCAUCCGUCUCGCUUUAGAUGACAAAGGGAUCCGGGGUCUAGCCCUGCAGACACGUCACUGUGUAUCCGAGUGGGUGGGCACCCAUGCCGAUUUCGCCAAGAAGGCUCUCCUACUGGGAGCUGAGGAGUUUGAGGGCGACAGGGGCAUGACUCUGCAGGCUACAUUUGAUGCUUUCAAGAUAGUCAGUAUGGCAGUGUCCAAGCACCCUGGUCGACCUUAUUCAUCCGGCCACCGGCUCGAUUACGAAUGGCUGCCCGACAUCCCGCCUCCCCAUCUCCGUAUUGGAGCCACCGGGCUCUGUAGUAUGAUCCCACGCGCCUCUCGAUGGAUGCUCUUCCCUGGUGCUGAGAAGCCUGCAUCCCAGCGACUGUCCCGGAUCCGUAUCUGGAUUGCUAGGACGCGGCCAGGGGAGCACCAUGGGAGAUCGAUCCUCGCGAUAGAAUUCUCCAGCAGAUGUGAUCAACUCGCCUUUUUUGGACGCAGGACGGCUGAUCAGUGGUGGUCUGUAGACUAUGAUGUGUUUGACAUGGACCCGGACGCCAACGAGGUGAUCACCAAGAUGUCACUCAGAGGCGUUCGCGCAGCCACAUCCUUCACGAUGCACACAAGCCUGCAUCGGGAGUGCACAUUCCCUCACAGCUGGAGCACUGAGAAGUAUACCGUAGAGACCCCAGAGAGUUGCGAUGUGGUGGGAUUCUGGGCCAGUCAGGACGGAAUGGGCUACAUCUUCAAUUUCGGUUUCAUUUGUGAGCUGCACGCCUCGAGGCACUAUCAUGUCGACUCAGACACUUGGAGUGACAUCCGAAACCUUAUCUGA
Molecule: messenger RNA, 2031 nt
Organism: Thyridium curvatum
Lineage: Eukaryota; Fungi; Ascomycota; Sordariomycetes; Thyridiales; Thyridiaceae
Exons: 6
Coding region: 1-2031 (676 amino acids)
Molecular function (GO): protein binding
Source: RefSeq, a predicted model, not a curated record